Messenger RNA from Echinostoma caproni, 351 nucleotides. NCBI's taxonomy places the organism in Eukaryota, Metazoa, Platyhelminthes, Trematoda, Plagiorchiida, Echinostomatidae. The record is from the annotation of a GenBank genome assembly.
AUGGUGGCACUGACCUCACCAACUAACUUCAACUACGGUGACUAUGCAGCUAGUUUAGUAGAUAGUAUGCGUCAGUUGCAUAUCCAACCACCUCGCCAGCAAACGCCCCUAGCCUACCUCCUCCCUCUAUUAGCCGAAAGCUCGCAAGUAAGUAUUGACCGACUCAAACCUGCGCACUUGGAGGAGACCAUCACUUUCACCAAUGGUCCUCCACACGUUGCACCACCCACAACUCCCGUCCCAACAAGUCCUGCUCCCUCCACCCCGGUGAACCCUACGACNCCCUUGGAGCAGGCAUCUGAUCCCGACCCACCCUAUAGGAUCACUAGUCGCGGUAGAGUUCUUAAGUGA